Penicillium cosmopolitanum is the source of this 357-nucleotide messenger RNA. RefSeq lists its product as uncharacterized. Lineage: Eukaryota; Fungi; Ascomycota; Eurotiomycetes; Eurotiales; Aspergillaceae. The transcript has a single exon. Bases 1 to 357 code for a protein of 118 amino acids. The record is from RefSeq and is a predicted model, not a curated record.
AUGGCCACGCGGGAAGACCCUCGACCCCUCUCUUCCCCCAAUAGCCCUCAGUUCUCGAUACUACGGACACACUACGAGUACGGCUGGGAAAUUGGCGAGAGAAGCGGUGAACGUGAUACAAGCCAUCCGAUGCUGAUCGCGUUGGUUGGAGCCCCUGAUCCACCGAAUGACGAGCAUACCAAUGAUGUGGAGAUCCUGCACGAACCCCAGUCGCCUGGAUGGAGGCACUUCCUGGCAAUCGGAGCGGCGAUCGCCAAUCAUUCCGCCUCUCUUGCUUCCCCUCUUAUUUUCUCCAGUCGAGUUAACCUGGACAGUGCGGAUUCUAGAUCUGUCGUCUGUGGUGCAGGGUCCGUGUGA